This is a messenger RNA of Aspergillus fijiensis CBS 313.89, 588 nucleotides long. RefSeq lists its product as uncharacterized. Lineage: Eukaryota; Fungi; Ascomycota; Eurotiomycetes; Eurotiales; Aspergillaceae. The coding region runs from base 91 to 429 and encodes 112 amino acids. The transcript has a single exon. The record is from RefSeq and is a predicted model, not a curated record.
AUCCGACAUUCCACUUACAACUGACAGUCCGCAGACUCACAUUGCCCGAUCCCGGAGCUAACAUGACGGUCGGGAUCAACCGAGGAAUGUAUGUGUUUCAAUCGCUCACUUGCAACGCGGUAUGAGAUAUCUCAUGGACAUUCCCAGCGCGUAGGACCCGAGCCGGUCGAGGGAGAGACAAGAAAGACAAGAUGGUCGGGACAGGAAGCAAGGGAGAAAAGAGCUCUGAAUUGGGCUGCUAUUGACUGUUCGAGGUGGUUGGCGAUGCGGGCGCCUGUCUUUCCCAGCCUCCGCAGCCCAGCCACCGCAGGUCCAACGAAGACAGGACCAAUAGAGGACGCCGACAUGGCAGUAGUGCUGCUAUAUCUAGGGUUGACAUGGCCGCCAGCUAUUGGAGAAACGUACUUAGUUUGGACGGGAAAGGCUUGAUCGGAUGAAUGCCGUGGUGUGUCUGUCUGUUUGGUGUUUGGUGUUUGGUGAUUGCGGUGGCACACAGAAAGAGAGAUGAAUCUAUGAGUCGAUGGACAGCCCAAACUCCAGACAGUGCCAAGAUUACGGCCCGAACCAUCCAAGGCCACCCACCCACUC